Aedes albopictus (Asian tiger mosquito) is the source of this 2801-nucleotide messenger RNA. RefSeq lists its product as uncharacterized. The record is from RefSeq and is a predicted model, not a curated record. Gene Ontology annotation, biological process: DNA integration. Gene Ontology annotation, molecular function: nucleic acid binding. The transcript has 2 exons. NCBI's taxonomy places the organism in Eukaryota, Metazoa, Arthropoda, Insecta, Diptera, Culicidae. Bases 776 to 2356 code for a protein of 526 amino acids.
CUUCCUCGUCCAUGGGAAAGUAAUAAUUCAGGGGACAUGGGCUGCUGGAACUGGGUGGGAUGAGCCAAUCAACAAAGACCUAAACCAAAAAUGGCGUAAGUGGGUCGAACUUUUUCCAAAGCUCAAUGAACUGAAGAUAUCCAGAUGCUAUUUCUCCUCGUUCCCGUCCAGCGUAGAUGAUUUGCAAGUGCAUACUUUCGUCGAUGCCAGCGAUAUAGCGUACUGUUGUGCUGUAUAUUUCCGGUUAGUACACAAAGGCCGUGUCCAAACAGCUUUGGUAGGAGCCAAAAGUAAGGUGGCGCCUAUAAAGACACUGUCUACUCCACGGCUCGAGUUGAAGGCUGCCGUCCUUGGAGUACGAUUUGUAGCAGCCAUUCUCGAAUAUCAUUCGUUGCCGGUCUGCAAUCGGUUCUUUUGGAGUGACUCAACUACAGUACUUGCGUGGAUAAGGUCCGAUCACCGAAGAUUCCAUAAGUUUGUGUCGGUGCGCAUAGGAGAGAUUCUAACUUUAAGCGAGCCGCAAGAGUGGAGGUGGGUACCAUCCAAGCUAAACGUUUCCGAUGAUGCGACUAAAUGGAAGGACGGACCAAAUCUUGACUCCAGAAGCACAUGGUUGAAUGGACCCCCAUUCCUACACCUAGAUGAAGUGGCAUGGCCGGAGCAACGGUUCACGACUACAACGCAUGAGGAACUGCGGAGUGUUCAAACUCACUGGAACCGGGAGUCUGUGGUAGAUUAUUCUCGAUUCAACAAUUGGACAAGACUGCAACGCACAAUGGCAUACGUCAUUCGCUUCAUGAACAGCUUGCGACGACGAAACAUUGGACAGAAUUUAAGACCGGAAACGCUCACCCAAGAAGAGUUAUCACGGGCGGAAAUUAUGAUAUGGAAGAUGGCACAAGAGGAAGCAUUUGCAGAGGAGCGAUCUGUGCUGAUAAAAACACUCGGCAUUCCAACGACUAAGCACGCUACAGUUCCUAAAACUAGCCCUAUCUACAAGACUUGGCCCUACAUGGAUGAUCAAGGAAUUGUACGAAUGCGAGGCCGCAUAGAAGCGGCAAACUACCUACCCUUCGAUGCGAGAUACCCAGUAGUUCUUCCAAAGCAACACCCAGUAACAACAUUAAUCGUCGGAUGGUUCCAUCGUCUUUAUCGUCAUGCGAACCGCGAGACGGUAAUUAAUGAACUUCGUCAACGUUUCGAGAUUGCAAAUAUGAGAUCCGUCGUUCAAAAAGUAGCAAAAAAUUGUGCAUGGUGCCGAAUCAACAAAGCCUCUCCAAAAUCGCCGGUGAUGGCGCCUCUCCCUAAGGAACGACUAGAACCGUAUGUGCGACCCUUCACGUACGUCGGGUUAGACUACUUUGGACCAGUGCUUGUCAAAGUAGGCCGUAGUCAAGCAAAACGAUGGAUCGCACUCUUUACGUGCCUGUCCGUCAGAGCCAUUCAUAUGGAAGUAGUCCACAGCCUGUCUACGGAAUCAUGCAUAAUGGCGAUUCGAAGAUUUGUAUCGCGCCGAGGAUCACCUGCUGUAUUCUAUUCGGAUAAUGGCACCUGCUUUCAAGGCGCCAACAAACAACUUCUAGAGGAGAUUGCGGCAAGGAAUGAAGCAAUUGCAUGCACCUUUACGAACGCCGAUACAAAAUGGAAGUUCAUUCCACCUGCCACUCCACAUAUGGGGGGCGUUUGGGAACGCCUGGUAAGGUCGGUGAAGACGGCGAUUGGAUCGGCUCUGGAACAUCCUCGUAAACCCAACGACGAAACUCUAGAGACGAUUAUCUACGAAGCAGAAGCGCUAGUGAAUGCCAGACCGCUCACAUAUAUUCCGUUAGAGUCAGCAGAUCAAGAGUCGUUGACGCCCAAUCAUUUCCUUUUGGGCAGUUCUACGGGCAACAAAAUAGGAACAACCGAAGAGUCUGGAUACGCUAAUCUCCGUAGUAGCUGGAAAAUGGCUCAACAUAUCGUCGGCGAGUUUUGGAAAAGAUGGGUAAAGGAGUAUUUGCCUGUAAUAACACGCCGCAGUAAAUGGUUCGAGGAAUCUAAGGACUUGACGGAAGGAGAUUUGGUUCUUGUAGUGAACGGAACUGGACGGACUCAAUGGAUCAGAGGGCGUAUCGAAAAGAUCUUCGUUGGUAGCGAUGGUAGAACUCGUCAAGCACUUGUAAGAACAGCGAAUGGAGUUUUACGGCGACCUGCCAAUAAGCUAGCGGUGUUGGACGUCGAAGGAGAAUGUGAACCAACGAGACUUCAGGAGUACUCCGGACAUCACUUAGGUUCACGGGCGGGGGUAUGUGCCGUCAACACCCCUCGGUGCAGCGACGCCGCUUGCGGGGAACACUUUCUAACAGGCCGCACAUGAACAACUUGUCAAGUGUGACAAGAUGUGAUAGAAGUGUCAAAGCGAUCGAGACAUGCAAGUCAUCGAAUGUUGAUUUCGUCCUCGUAAGGUCACAAUAUCAGAAAAAUUUGUUAAACAUUUUAAAUACUUAUAAAUUUAUUGGCAAGUCUUAUAUCGAAACUGUGAAUUUGUACUUAAAACUAGUGAUCUGAACUGAAGAAAUUCUAAACGCAGAUUCACAAGGAUUAUCGAUACAAAUACUUAUGAAUUAUCACCUGAACUUGAUUCAAAACUAAAACCUAAGGCAUCUUCGAUACGAUUCCUCUCUAAUCUGUAGUGCGAUCACUAAAAUCGUAAGUUGUUUACAUUUGUUAUCAUAUAACCAUCACCACCAUAAUAAAAUUGAAUUUUGUAGCUUGAAGCUAACACCAUCCAAAACCGUGUUUGCUGUCGAGAUUUAGUGACU